AUGACCUGGCAACCAAACGGGGAAGAAUUAGGACAGAUUGUAGCCCUUCUACAGCAUUCACAGUCAACUGAUAGGGAUGUGCAGCGAAAUGUACAGCAGCGGCUUAAUCAGCUUACAGAAUUUAAUCAAUUCAGCUGUUAUUUGGUGUAUAUUCUUAGUCAGAUGAAGGAUAAUAUUGAUGCAACAAGUCGAUCAUUGGCCGGUUUACUUUUGAAAAACAACAUUCGACACCGUUGGUCCCAAUUCACACCAGACAUCAAGAAUUAUGUGAGGCAGCACAGUUUGAGCAGCAUCGCUGAUGACGAACCCCUUAUUCGAGCAACCGUCGGAAUCAUAGUUACCACGAUUGUCGUUGAGGAAAACAUUGCCGAUUGGCCUGAUUUGCUGCCAAUUCUCGGUGCGAUGCUCGAACAGCCAAACGAGAAAAUGCAGGAAGGAGCGCUUGGUGCCCUGCAAAAGAUAUUCGAAGAUUCCGCAGACCGGUUUGAAACUGAACUGCUCAACCCAUUAAUGUCAAAAAUACUCAUGUUCUUCAAUGCUCCUUCUGAGAAAUUAAGGGCACUUGCGAUGAACGCCGUCAAUUGUAUCUUGAUGGUUAACAACGAGCCAGUUGACGCUGUCAUUGAUGACUACUUAAAUGCUCUGUUUGCUCGGGCUCAUGAUCAGGACGAGGAAAUUCAAAAGCAAUUAUGCCGGUCGCUCACACUUCUUCUAGAUACUCACAUUGAAAAAAUGAUGCCGCAUUUGCCAAACGUUGUGGAUUAUUGUAUAUUGAAGACACAAGAUCAAAAUGAGGCAAUUGCAUUGGAAGCGUGUGAAUUUUGGCUCUCAUUGGCUGAGAACAACGAGAUCUGCCGACAAUUGCUUGCACCAUUCUUGGGAAAAUUGGUACCAGUUCUCGUCAAAUGUAUGCGCUACUCAGAAAAUGAUCCCCAACUCAAAGCCAACGAGGAAGGUGCAUCAGUACCGGAUCGAAGUGAAGAUAUCAAGCCGAUAUUCCACAAAUCGAAGCAACACCCAAUUUUGAAUCUUGGUGGAAGUGAAGACGAAGCCGACGACGAGGAUGAUGAUGAUGACACCGGUAGUGAAUGGAACAUUAGAAGAUGCUCAGCUGCUUCACUCGAUGUUCUCGCCUCAAUAUUUUCAAAAGAAUUGCUCGAGCACUUGUUGCCAAUACUUAAAGAAACACUGGUACAUUCUGAUUGGCUUGUAAAAGAAUCUGGCAUUCUAGCUCUUGGUGCUAUUGCUGAGGGUUGCAUGGACGGAGUCACGCCACAUUUACACGAGCUCAUUCCCUAUUUGAUGGGGCUAUUACAGGAUAAAAAACCACUGGUUCGGUCUAUAACGUGUUGGACUUUGUCGAGGUAUUGCACAUUCGUUGUGACCGAUGAACGAGCUCGUGCUCAAUAUUUUCAACCUCUCUUGGCUAAUUUGCUCAACUGUUCUCUAGAUGUUAAUAAAAAGGUUCAAGAAGCUGCUUGUAGUGCCUUCGCAACUCUCGAAGAAGAAGCUGGCGAGCAAUUGAUUCCAUUUCUUCCCAAUAUUCUCGACACGCUUGUUCGCGCAUUCGGUGUCUAUCAGGCGAAGAAUCUUCUGAUUCUGUAUGAUGCGCUGUCGACACUCGCAAACUCAGUUGGAGAAGCCUUAUGUGCACCACAAUAUGUGCAGGUUUUGAUGCCACCGUUGAUGAAUAAAUGGGAAAGACUAAGUGAUGAUGAUAAGGAAUUGUUUCCACUUCUUGAAUGCAUUUCUUCUGUGGUAUCAGCAAUGGGAAUGGCGUUUCUUCCAUAUAUCGAGCCAGUUUUCAGAAGGUGUAUCACACUAAUUCAAAAGUGUAUUGACCAAGAGCAGAAACAUAUGCAAGCUCCGAAUGAAGUGGAAGCACCGGAAACUGAUUUCAUGAUAGUCGCUCUAGAUCUACUUUCGGGAUUGGCUGAAUCGCUUCCAACACAAAUAGAGAGAUUAUCACAAGGCAGCAAUAUUGUUGAGAUGAUCAUUUUCUGUUCGGUCAUCGACAAACAAUCGACAGAUGUCCGACAGUCUUGUUUCGCACUCAUCGGUGAUCUUGUCAAGGCGGCAUAUCCGGUGGUUCAAGCACACAAUCACACGUUCAUCAUGAUUCUUGCUCAAAAUUUGGAUCCAAACAAGGUCAGUGUGUGCAACAACGCGAUUUGGGCACUUGGAGAGUUUACGCUUAAAAUGGGCGCUGAAUUGAAGCCGUAUGUGCCGAUACUCAUCGAAAAUCUCAGUAACAUCAUCAAUCAUCAUCCGAAUUUACAGCGGACUCUUUUAGAAAACACUGCCAUUACUAUCGGAAAAUUGGGAAACCUUUGUGCGGAAGAAUCGGCACCGUAUUUGAGUCGAUUCAUUCGGCCGGUGUGCUACUCUCUUCGAAAUAUCAAAGACAAUUCGGAGAAAGAAAGCGCUUUUGUCGGUCUUUGCAACAUGAUUAAUCUCAAUCCCGCUGGAAUCCUGCAGGAUUUCAUAUUCUGGUGUGACGCGAUUGCUUCAUGGAACGCGCCGAACCCCGAGUUGAAGAAUAUGUUCAGCAGAAUAUUGCUGGCUUUCAAACAGCAAGUCGGUGAUCAGAACUGGAACAAUUUUGUUGCACAAUUCCCGCCUCCUCUCCGCGAACGACUCACUUCACAAUACGGAAUAUAA
Messenger RNA from Caenorhabditis bovis, 2661 nucleotides. The record is from the annotation of a GenBank genome assembly. NCBI's taxonomy places the organism in Eukaryota, Metazoa, Nematoda, Chromadorea, Rhabditida, Rhabditidae.